AUGCUGAAAACAACCUUUCAGUUUCCCAAUUCACUUCUCCUCCUCAGUCCUCAGAGCCCGCUCCUCCAUCUCCAUGGUAAAAUACUCUCUCUUGCUCUUGUUUCAAUUUGUGUGGAGGGCACUGCAAAACUGGAUGCAGAAAUGAUGAAAAUUGGUGCUGCAUCAGUUUUAAGGCGGAGCAGCUUAUUCAACAAACCAUCAUGGCUUCUUUGCACUAUUGCUGAUUUGGAUGAGAGGAUAAAACUUCUGACAUUGAACAGUCUAUCCGAAAACAAUGCUGGCAGUUUUGCAUUAAGAGCCAAUUUCUACUACGAAGAGCGCCCUCAGCUACUGGCAUUAUUGCAAGACUUGUAUAAUGCAUGCCUCUCGUUGGCCGAUCAUUACUGUCGAGAACUUGCAAAGAACCGUCAUUCCUUCCGAUACUCCCCAAUCCCACCCUUAAGUUUUGACGUUAACAGUCAGUUUGAUGGAGGAAAUACUGGCGAAGCCAUUGAUUCUGAUGCUGAGAGUUCACUGUCAUACCAGCCACAUUCGGUGAAAGCCAGACAGAUCGACCCUGAUAUGAUCAUAGCAGACUUGGUUUUGAGGAACAUCGACCAUGAGUUCAUUCUGAAUGAACUUAGCAUAAAGAAGAACCAGUGGAGUGAAACGGUGAGAAAGUUGGAGCUGCAGCAGAAUUUGCUGGAAGUACUGGAAUCAGAAAGGCUAAUUCUUUUGAAUGAUAACGCGACAUUGGAAUACAGAUUGACGUCAUUACUGCGAGAGAACAAAGGGUUGGCUUCUGAAUCAUUGUUUCUGAAGAGGAAGGCGUCUGAGCUUGCUCGAUGUGUGUUGACGAUGAGAGAGGAUCACAGAGUGUGCAUGCUUAAUCAGACAAUCGAUGAUCUUCAACAGCAAAUAUAUGGGUUGGAAAAGAGAAACAAGGAGUAUCACGAGUAUUUUGUUAAACAAGACAAGAACACAAGCAAGAAGGGUAGGGGUGGAAAACAGAUGAGUUUGGAGGACUGCCUUCAGGUGCGUCAUGAUGGCGGUGCUCGUCUGAAGAAAUGCUCUAGUGCCAACCUUGAAAAGGAUGAACAAAGUUCAAAUGGUGGGGAUGGAGGAGGAAGGGCUUCGAAGAUGUGGGCUAGGAUCAAGAAGUUCGAUUUUUUAGUCUGCGGUCCUCAUCUCUACCCUACCUACUGCUAAGCAAAAGAACACAAGUAGAAAUGAGGAUAUAGUUUAUUCUAGAACUGCUAGUGACAGUCUUCAUUUAGUUUACCUAAUUCCAGAACUAAUUUGGUAAUUAUGAGUUGAAAAUUGCAAAAUUAUUUGCUUCCUA
Olea europaea var. sylvestris is the source of this 1321-nucleotide messenger RNA. Its product is annotated as kinase-interacting family protein-like. The coding region runs from base 1 to 1188 and encodes 395 amino acids. The transcript has 3 exons. NCBI's taxonomy places the organism in Eukaryota, Viridiplantae, Streptophyta, Magnoliopsida, Lamiales, Oleaceae. The record is from RefSeq and is a predicted model, not a curated record. Gene Ontology annotation, molecular function: actin binding.